This is a messenger RNA of Phymastichus coffea, 2300 nucleotides long. RefSeq names its product transmembrane protein 45B-like. The record is from RefSeq and is a predicted model, not a curated record. The transcript is spliced from 2 exons. Bases 154 to 945 code for a protein of 263 amino acids. Lineage: Eukaryota; Metazoa; Arthropoda; Insecta; Hymenoptera; Eulophidae.
GUAGCCGAGCGGAAGUGCACGUUUACUCUCUUUCUCUGAUUUUUUUCGAGGACAAUGAAAUUAACUGUUGCGAUUUAUUAGGCUCGGCGUUUUUUCUAACGUAUUUUUUUUUUCUUUUACGAGUGGUACAUGUAUCCAGCAAAAUAAAUCAAAAUGACUGAAGAAGAGUAUAGUUUGCCAUAUCUGCUGACUGGUUUCAUAUUUUAUUCCUUUGGUCUUAAAUGGUGUUGUGACUAUGCUAAAUUGUGGUACAUUCCACCAAAGCAACGUCUGAAUCGAGAUAGUCCUAAGCUAGGAAUAUUCAAAAGAUUUCGUACAUCUUGUGUAAACACAUUAAGCAAUCAUCCCAUUGAAGGAAGUUUGAAAUUAAUUGCAACAGCCAUAGGAUUAGCUGGUACUAUGUCCAGUGGCAUGCCAGACUCAAGAGCAGCCAUCAUUUCUCCAAAAGUUGUACAUGCAACUAUUUACCUAUUUUUUGCAUUCUCAGGACUCGUAGAUGUGUUACACUUUUAUUUUCCUUAUAAUGUGACCAAUGGUUUGGCCAAAAUGAUGUUGGCACAAAGUUUCUUUGUUGAAGGCUUUCUGUAUGUGUAUGCUAAUAUACCAAGUGAAAAUCCUGUGAUCAACACAAUACUGGCACAUGCUGUAUGGUUGACUAGUUUGGCUGUGGCUUUGGAAUUAGUAUGGCCUGAUGUUAAAUUAUUGACUGGAGCUUUAACUCUGCUGCAUGGAAGUUGGAUUGCUCAUAUGGUCAGAGUUUUUCAUACUGAAAUCUAUAGUUUGCAGAGAAUCUACCUCACAUUCUCUUGGCAUAUUGCUGCUGCAUCAACUAUUACUAUUCUUGCUGUUGCCAUAACACGAAGCUGUUUGCCUCGAGAACCUCCACCACCACCUCAAGUACCAAUAUAUGAUUAUUGCAACGAAUUAGAAAUCAGGUCUACUUGAAGAGAAAAUUUAUUUGAAGAAUUUUUCAAUAUCCAAAGUUUUUUAAAGUAUUUUGAUAAAGUAUUUCACCAUUUUUAUGUAAUAAUUCUACAAGAGUCAAUAGGUACAAAUGUCUAAUACCAAACUUGCUAUUCAAAAUUGGUAUCUUGUACCAAUUAAGCAACGAGUUUUUAAUCUACUGAACUAAAAUUGAACGAUGCAAUUUCUGUGAAUUGAAUUUUAUAGACAUAAUACUUCCGAAAGAGAAGUUUUUGAUAAGUUACUGUUAAUUCAACUACAUAUCAAUUAAUCAUGAUCAAUUACAUUAUUUUUUAUAAUAAUAGAUAAAUGGAUUUUGUCUAUUAGUUGUCUUAAACGAAUUUUAGGAUUGAGCUAUACAAUAUUUUAUACAAUUGUUCCUCUAAUAUUUAUUAUAUAUUAAUUUGAGUCUAGUAAAUAUAUAAUUAAUAUGAGUAUUUUAAAUUUAAAUAUUCAAACUUAUUAGUUACAUAUUUUUGCAACAUUUAUUAAUGACACUAAGAGAAAUGUUUCUUUGCGUAAAACUUAAAUUUUGUAAUGUUUUUAUUAGAUUCAAUUAGGUAUCUAUUUUUAACAUGUUAUACGAAAAGUACGACUUUUUUGCACAUGACAAAAAAUGUGCACUUACAUUAGUGUUUUCCCCUUGUUGUUUUGAAGGAAACUGUAACCUAACAUGUUUGAAAAAAGGGUUCUUGUUUCAUUUACUUUUCCACCCUUGUUUCACUAGGGAGUAAAUUUCACACAAAAUAAGAAUCUACUUUCCCACUAGAUUAGAUAAUGUACUAUACUAUAUCUAGUUCAUGAGGUAGAAUGUAAUUUAGUUGUUCAUCGUGAAGUAACAUCAAAUUUGUGUCAAUUACAUGACGUAAAAUUUGCCUCAACAUAACAAUUUUGUUUUUAUUUUAAAAACACCAUCAGUGCCUGAUGUUUUUUCAAUCAAACUAUCAAUUGAAUGGAUUUAUAAAACAUUGCAAUACUGAUGAAUAAAAGUAAAUUAAAUACUGAUGCAUUUGAAUAUAACUCAGUGCCAAACUUUGUGUAUCUAUAUUCCAAUCUUUCGAACAGGCUGAUGAUAAAGAACUGUUUGAAUGUUGUACACUUAAAAUUUACUUGAUUUAAUUGUUGAAGAGAAAAAAUUGAGUAUUUGUAAUUUUUAAUGUUGUGGAUGUUUACAAUUGUGAUUUUAAAUCUAAUCAUCUAUUUACAAUGACAAUUCUUGUUUAUAUUUGUAAUCAUUAGAUCAUUCUCAUUGUACAAUACCUGUGUACAAUUUUAGAUUGAUAGUAAAACCAUAUAUAUUGUAUAAAUAUUUAGUCUUUAUGCAGAUUGUGAUCAAU